This is a messenger RNA of Lytechinus pictus (painted urchin), 3847 nucleotides long. RefSeq lists its product as uncharacterized. NCBI's taxonomy places the organism in Eukaryota, Metazoa, Echinodermata, Echinoidea, Temnopleuroida, Toxopneustidae. The transcript is spliced from 2 exons. Gene Ontology annotation, molecular function: glycosyltransferase activity. The coding region runs from base 896 to 2332 and encodes 478 amino acids. Gene Ontology annotation, cellular component: cytoplasm. The record is from RefSeq and is a predicted model, not a curated record.
AUUGGCCACUCGUGGGUAAAGGUCGCCGGAACAUCGUUGAGAAAGCAAACACUCGUCUUAAAAAUCAUGAAUAAAGUGGAUAUGUUAAUGAUACAGCGUUCGUAUUUAAGUCGAAAUAAACGACGGACGUGUCACUGUAUUGCUAUCUACCACCGAAAAUUCCCACUUUCAUACCAAACCCAAUAUCGUUGAGCUUAAUUCAGACUGGCGUGAUUGAGGAAGAUCAGUUUUCCUGUUUAAGUGAACAUGUGACAAGAUUUAAAAUGAAUGGGACUGGCACCAUCAGAUAAGCAAGAAAAGGCCAGACGAUAUGCCAAGAUGCUGCACAAACCUACUGAAGAUCGUUCACCAACAGAACUAAGUUUGCUGAUAAGCUGGUGUAGAAUAUGAAUGAUAUGGUGAUGUAGAUGAGGCUUCUCCAAAGACACCGAAAUGGCUGAACGACCCCGAUGAACAUCUUAUACGAUACUUCUGAAGGAAGCAUGGAGGCAAUAAUCAUUAGUUUUUAUAUUUUCUUGUAAUAAUAAUCAUAAUUCAGUGGACGUGGUCGGGUUCGUGAGGAGGCAUGAUCCAGUCUAUAAAUCAAGGGUUCCAGGUGUUUAAGAAAAAAAGACGCGGGCGUCUGUGUAAAGAUUAUUCCAGGAACAACAUAGAAGAUGAAAAUUAAUAUAUAAAUAUGGACUAAGAAAAUAAGAUCAGGAAGUGAUUAUAUGAAUUUCAUCAAAGAUACCUCGAGAUUAAACAAUAAGAGGGUGCCAUUAUUGGUAUCACCUGGUCCUCCUGGUCUCUACAAACGGACGUAAAUAUGUAUUGGACAAUAAUGUAGUAAGAGCUGAUAGCGAGGGACUGUCUACCGUAUUAUUCAUAGGACCUAGCAAGAUACUCGUCAGUGACAAUGCUCACCAGGACACUUCGUUUAGGUGCACUCCGCAUUGGAAGAAUUUUGUCAUGUAAGUCGAGGUUCUGGCCCUCCCUUGCUCUAGUGACUAUCAUGCUUUAUGUGAUUGGAUCAUUGUCAUUCAUGUUGCAGGACAAAUCUCUAUCAAGUCUAGGCUUCGUACAUAAUUCCGAUACAAAGCUCAGGGAACUUCUGGAUUUACCAAGUCUUAAGGACCAACCGCUGUCGGCUUGCAAAGCUAAGAUUAAGGUGAUCGACGAUCAGGCUUUAGGAGAUGGUUGCUUCUUCCGUGACCGUCUAGAGUGCGACGGCAUGCCGACAAUCAAUUCCGCUUUCGUAGACGUGGUCAAUAGGAACGUCGUGUUUAUAGGCACUCACUUCCAGAAUGAUUCGUGGAUCAACGAUACAUUCCUUUGCGAAUUUCCCGAUGGCAAUGUAUCGAUGGUAGAUCCUUUGAUUGUUGAUGAUCGCAGCAUGGGUGCACAGCCGCAGUAUGUCUUCGUCAUGACCUGCCCGGUUCCGGCGUUCUACUUCAUCUCUUUCUUACCACAUGAUCUUCCAGCCAAGCUUCAGGUAAAUCUCAUGAAACUUUCAGCUCCAGUUCAAAGCUAUCGUUACAUACCACUAUGUAAAGCCGGAUGGAAUAAAGUCCAUUAUGUAUCCAUUUGUACGAUGGUCAAUAACGUCGAUGAAUACUUUGAAGAUUGGUUGUUGUAUUACCGUUACAUGGGGAUCGACCAUGUAUAUGUUUAUGACAAUUCUAAAGAUGGAACAUUGGUAGGAGUUCUCGAUCGCUUCAUCAGCCUCGGGUUCGUCACCAUCAUCCCUUGGGCGCAUACUUUCACAUCGACAAAGACGUACCUCGAGGUCCAAAUCGCUCAUGAAAACGACUGCCUUUGGCGACAUCGACACGACACGGACUGGAUCCUUAAAAUCGACGUCGAUGAAUUUAUGCAGCCGAUGUUCGAGGCACCCACCCGACUGGUCGAUUUCCUGCACGGGUUUGAAGAAAAGCUACCGCCAUCGGUAGGCAUCGUCCGCGUUCGGAACUGGUUCUUUUCGCGUCCGUCGUCGAACGUUAGCAAGGCGAUUGUGUCGGGACAUUCCGUCAUCGAGAGAAAUCCUUGGCGGAGUCCCGAACCGACUCGAGAAGGGCGUGGUCGAGAAAAGUGUUUCAUCCGUCCCCAAUGGGUGCAUUACUUCAAGAUACACGCCAUGAAACUCGGUGGUGACAGUGUGACGUUGAAUCCCUAUACUGAAAUACGACUUGCACAUUACAGAAGUGAGAAUCCAAGGCAUCGAAAUUUUCACAUUCACAAGUUCAUCCCGGAUGAUAGCAUGGUGAAAUUAUGGAAGGCAAUAAAUAGAUGGGUCCUUUUCACCAAGGACAGGGUAGUUGUCUACGGGUAUAGGAAACAGAGAUAUAUAACAUGAUCAAAUCGGUAACUUUACUUCUAAGGACAAGCAAACAUGCAAGAAUAUUGCCACCAUGCAGCGUUGACAAAAUUCUGCGUUCUAAUAGAAUAUUGAAUUUUUAUAUUUGAAUAAACAUUUCAAGUAGAACUCAAGUGAUCUAAUCAAUUGCAUAACUUUAUCCAAAUGUUAUUGGGAUUUCGAUAUAUGCGAUAAACAUGCUCAAACUCAGUAUUUUAAUGCUUUGCUCUGCCUUGGGAGUGUCUGGGGUGGGAUGCAAAGAUUUUCUUUUCCCGCUUUUUUUCGUUGAUUGAAACAAACUUUUGAAAUAAUACUUUAACCUUUGUUUUCGGCAGCUUUUCAGACAUUGUGUCGAAUCCUAGCUGCAGAGACUCAACCCUUUACAAAGCAUGUUGUCACGCAUUCAUUCGUAUUUAACACAAUCUGAAAUGUAUUUGAACCUAUAGGCCUAUAACUAUGAAAGCAGGUAUUCACCACAUUCAAAAGAAAUUUUUACAUGACAUAUUUCCAAAAAAUAUAUAUAUAAGCCGGCCACCAUAUAGCAUGACCUUGUGCAAAAGAAGAGAACAUUAUAUUACAGAUCACGCCGUCGCGUCGCGUCGUUAUAAUCUUAUAGAACAUUAGCUGUAAAAUAAGGAUUCUCAUUGACUUAAGUAAUUUAUUAUGAUUUAUUAUGAUUAUGCAAAUUAAUACCUUCUAGUUACAAGGGGUACAACCUGAAAAUAAAAGGAUGGAGAAGGGUAAAAUACCAUUUAGACCAAGGACUUACAAACGAUAUCAUUCAUCGGCACAUUUCCCCUCUUCCAGUCUUACUCGUUUAGAGUGAACAUGUAAUUUUAUGGAUUAUGAACACAUAAUUUAGCUAACACCAGGAGCUAACAUCAAUGCAUGAAUGAGAAAUAGCCUGAAGUCCAAUUUGGGGCGAUAUAUAUUGAGUUGAAUUCCAUUUAUUUUUCUUUGGCCAUAAGUCCAUUAAAUAUUGACAAUCAUUAACAAAAAUAAGUCAAUGACGGAAGUAUAUUAUGUUUCGCAUUAUUUAAUGGUAAAUACCUGUAUUUGGCAACCGUAUAGCAAUGUAGACCGAUCCUAUAGAAUUAAAAUUAAAUCAACCUCAUUGAACCUCGGUCUAUCAUGUCUAGCAGUAUCAGCGAUUCUCGGUGGGUAAUUUUCUGCGAAUGCGAUCAAUCUGUUCGUGAUAAAUCUGGCAAUUGAAUGUUGACUCAAAUACAAUAUUAUCUUAAUUUGUAAUAAUGUUUAAUUCAAUAUAUAUUGUGUAUAAGACCCACAUCAUUUGUACUAGAAAUAGACCUCUCAAAGUUAUGCACAAAAUCGUUUUUGUUAUAUUGCCGUAAUGAGUAUGCCCAUGAACUCAUCAGCCGGUAUACUGCAAGUUCGAGUCAUAGAUACUAGUAGCUGAUUUAUUUAUACAUGCACGGUUCGUUUUCACAUAGACCUACCUCAAUCUCACUAUGUUAAAAGAAAAAUAAAUAAAACGAAAUUUUCUUUGGAAAUUCA